UCUCCACCCCCGUCAGCUGUUUUGGCACUAGCGGUAGUAUCCUUGGAGAGGCCCCCGCAGAGGACGAGGCCCACCUCGAGCGAAAGAGCAAAGCAGAGAGAAGCAGACCCAGGAGAAAAUGAGAUCCUUGCUGGUGACUCGCUUACAGUCCCUUCGAUGCUUCACCACCUCCGGCCGGCAAAUGGAAAACAAAGUCCCUGAAUAUCAGAAGCUCUUCCAGGCGGAUAACGAUUUGCCAGUGCACCUGAAAGGGGGGAUGUCCGAUAUGGUGAUGUAUCGCGUCACCAUGAUCAUCGGAACCGUGGGCAUUAGCUAUGCGCUCUAUGGCAUAUAUGAGCUUGGAAAAAUCAAGAAGCAUUGAGAAGGAAGCCGGGAACGCAAGGCCAGACCUUGCUGGGACCCCCACCCCACCCCGCCCCACCCUGCCCCACCCCUGCUCCUGUUUAGAAAACUCCGGAAGCAGAGAAGAGCAAAACCUAUUUUGGGGCGCUUGCAAGAUCGAACCAGCAAGGAAACGUGUGUGGAGGUUUUUUCCCCAAAGUGUAUGUGAUGCCUAGAGCGACAUGAAUAAACAGACGCAACAAAGAC
Pantherophis guttatus is the source of this 588-nucleotide messenger RNA. It is a transcript of the gene COX7A1, whose product is annotated as cytochrome c oxidase subunit 7A1. Gene Ontology annotation, cellular component: respiratory chain complex IV. Gene Ontology annotation, biological process: mitochondrial electron transport, cytochrome c to oxygen; regulation of oxidative phosphorylation; mitochondrial respirasome assembly. The record is from RefSeq and is a predicted model, not a curated record. NCBI's taxonomy places the organism in Eukaryota, Metazoa, Chordata, Lepidosauria, Squamata, Colubridae.